AUGCCGUCCGCGUACGCCCAUGAGCCAGACAUGCGCGCGCUGCUGGCCAUCACGCGCUGCGUUUCAGCCAUUCAGCACUCGGAGGUACAGUCGUGCGCGGCCCUCUUUUCGGACGCACAUGGCAGCCUCAAGCGUGAUUCAUGCACUUCUCACGCGAGAGUGCGUAGUGAAGUGGAGCUGACGGGCUAUGGAAGCGGCACACGCGAGCCGCCGCAGGGUAAGCAGCCAUCGUCGACGAUGCGCCGCAACGGAUGGCCCAACGCAGCGCGGCGGGCCCUUGCUUUCGAGGACUCUUCACCACCACCGCAACCAUCCUUCUCGAAGCACACAGCGCACCGAGAGUGCAGUGCAUUUUUCACUUCAAUGAGACUUGCCGAGGAAGACAUACAGGUGGAGGAGUACGUGCUGGGCAGGAACAGCGACCGGAAUGCGUCCGGCAUGAGGCACGGGGGGGCCCACGAUACGCAGUCCGCUGAGUCUCGUGCAUACUGGAGCUUCGACUCCUUACAGCAAGACAGGGACUUAAUCAACAGUGGCACUGAAGCCAGAGGUGCCCACUUUUCGUCGUUUGACGCCCCUGGCGCGUCACGCGCUGCUUCCCUUGUGCCCCCCAGCGGCGCGGCUGCACGAGCGGUUUUGCAGUUAUCGACGACUCUUUUUUCUCAUCCGCAGCGCCAGCCACGAUCACCGCCACCAUCGUGGCCACCGUCGGAGGCAGCUGUCGCUACACCAGGACUGGGUGCACACCCCCUCCUUCUGAACAUCAGCGCUGAUAUUUGUAGCAAGAACUCUCGCGCAGGCGACAGUCGCCACUUUACCUUGUCCUCCCUCAGCGCCUCAAAGGUGAAUGAUACAUCGCGUAUCACACGAACUGAUUAUGCAUCCUCCGUGGACGGACUGUGCAGUGCUGGCGGUUUCGACCUUCCGCAGACGAGCUCCACGCGACAUAGCUCACAUCAAGCUCUGCAGCGGCAGCCGGACUGCCGGGAUAAGGAUGCGAGCCCCCGGCUGACUCGGUGGAUGACCUCGGAGGAGGGCGAGGCAUCUCUUGCAUCGUCGAUACGAAAGUCGGUGCACAACGGUAGCGCCGCCCCAUCCGCAGCCGCCUCCCUCUCUCCGCCGUCGGUCACUGCGGCUGUGGCCCGCAACGGCAGAAGCGUGACGUCCAACGACGCGGAAGCCCUGAGGCCAUCCGCGCGGUCUGCCGGUGCAUAUUCGCUUCCUCAGAGCUCAAGCGCCUCUGUCGCAUCUCGUUAUUCCGACUUCUUUUCCUCUGUUGAGCGCGGCGGCCGUCGCAGUACCCGUCGCAGUACUAGCAUGCGCCGUGAAGGCCGCAUGUACGAAGCGGGGACGACCGCAACGGGCAGCGGUGAUACGAAGACUCCCUCACAUGCUGCUCCCGCAGUAGCUGUAACUGGAACAGCAGGCAGGUUUACCCUCGAUGCGAGGAGGCACCCAGCCGACAGACGAGCCGAUGGCAUUAACGCAAGUGUGCUGUGGGCAACUUCGGAUCGCCCGCAGCGCGCCACACGUGCCGUUUCGGAGAAGUCGCCGUCCACCGAACCCGCGCCCUCCCAACCAGCCGCGUCUUCUUUACUGGAUCUUGAACGGCGCACCCCGCGGGUGGAGUCGUCACCACUGCUAAGCACUUCUGUGCUCACUGUCACAGCGAGCGAGGCCUCAUCGGCGCCAUUUAAUAGUCGGUCGCUGCACUUUUCUCUACCCUCCGCUGCAGCGGCUGUUGUUGCCGAUGGGGCUCGUGUGAUGCGGGCUUCGUCCUCGCAGAAGCCGACACGCAAGAGCGAGAGCGCCAACGUGCGUUACCCGGAUGUGUCUCACACGUCGGCUUCAUCGUCUCGUGCGUCCGCGUCGACAUCUGCCUCUAGCGCCAUGGUGGCCAAGGCGGACGCGUGUCUCGCUGAAGCGCCGCCGAGGCCGCCCGAUGUACUCUCGAGGCCGGAGGCAGUGAACGCCGGUGCGGCACGUAGACUACAUCCACCACCGCCCCUGCCUUCGCCGCGGCUUGAGUCUUCCCCAGUCGCUGAUAUGUGGAGCGCGAGCGUUUUAGUGCGCCAGUCCUUAUCGCUACACGGCAGUCGCGGGGCAGAGCCGGUCUCAGAGAGAGUCGGGGAAACUCCGCUAGAGCCACCAGCGCGCACAGAGAGUCCAUCUUACUCCCUUCCAAGGCGCCGACGGUCUCCACUCGAAGGCGCCGCGAAUAUGCCUGAUGUGGCUGGUAGGGAUGCCCAAUCUUCCGUGUUCACUCUGGCGGGCACUCGUGAUAUCGCCGGGCCGGUGCAGUCGGUGGCGGAUGAGGGGCAGAGGAGGGCAGUGAGCGACCCAGCUGCCCGACUGGGGCGAGGAGAGGAAAUCCUCCAUGGCUUUCCGGAGCGACAGCACGCAGCCCCACAGCCGAAGGCUAUCGACGCGGCUGACGAGACGCCAACGGCGGUGAGUGGGAUGGAGGACGACGUGCCAAGAGAAGCGAACGCACGCACAGCCGGCGACACAUCGGGUCGUUUCUCAAGAGAGGUCAGCGAGGAGCGGCGAAAUCAGCGGCAGCAACAGAAACAGCAAAAGUGGCAUCACUAUCUGAUGCACGUGUCCCCCGUGAGGGCUUCUGCCGCAUCUCCGCUGAGUCGACGCAGCGUAGCGGCUGCGGCUACUCAUCACGGGGAAACAGGCGUGCUGCUGUCUACGUCACUGGGCGCCUCCUCAGCGACACUUCUUCCUCCUCCGCUCGCGCAACGUCGCCAUUACACUCCAUUUUGGGGUGGUGGCGGCGGCAGUAACACCUCUGUGCGCUCACGCACGUUCGAUGCCGGACGAGGUGUGCAGGAAGCAACUGACAGGACCAAUAGUGGCUGCGGUCGUUCUUCACCAGCGGUUUCAAAACUGGAAGCGGAGGAAUUGGGCCACGGAGAAGCGACGGUAGCCACUGCUGAGGCAUCGGGGCAUUUGCGGCUGACGUCCCCGGACGUGAGCCGUGCAGCUGUUGCCUCGAUGGGGAGAAGCGAAGAAGGGAGGGGCUCGUAUCGAAGCGACAGCGGCAGCGGUGUCCGAGCAAGUGACACGAGGUGUGAGGGCCUUGACGGCGAGAGCCGCACUAACGGCACAACGGCGCACUGGCCAAGGCAAUAUCACGGGCACAGCGAGUCCACAACCCGACACAGAGUCCCAGCUGGCCCCUCCACCUGCCACCCUCCGCUCGACUCACUUCACAGCGCCAGCGCGGAUUUCGACUGGGUCGCGAACGACCACGCAGUUCAGCAGCGACUGCAGCGCUACACUGGCGACGAGAGGCCACUUGCCGUGCCUUCAUCUAUCGACACGGCUGAGACCAAGUCAGCGUCUGCGCUGGCAGAGUUGGCGGUGCGUGAAGUCUCUGUCAGGCGGAGACGCGUGAUGGACUCGCAAACUCCCGCCGCGCCGCCGCCCACCUGCGGUGCCAUGGGAGCUGAGGACUUGGACCAGAGUGAGCCCACGGUAUCGGUGCGGCGCGCAGGCAGCUCCACGAGCCGCGUCGAGGUGUUGCUGUGCACGUCAUCCAAUUCGCAAGCGCAAUACCGAACCUCGCCACACUCAUCGCACACCCCGGUGCUUGGACCAUCGAUUACGAACAGAACCGGCACCCCGUGCAUGGACUCGUUCGGGUCGCUGGAGCACACCCCGCUGACACGAUCCGUGACCAGCUCAGCCGCGAUGGAGAACUCAACGACAGAGUGCGACGCCCCUGUCAUGUCAACCUUCUUUGCAGAUGACCACGUAGCUGACGCAAUCCCGGCGGCAGCGGCUGCGCGAAAAGUGACAAGGGGGCAAGGCAAAGGCGUAGCCGACGACGUGCCUGCCACACAAGGCCUUGUGCUGGGGGUGGAUGAGAAGGCCAAGGUGCAUCUCCGGCGUCAUUACGUUGAGAGCGACAGCGACCCCGUGCCGCGCUCGUCAGUGGAACGGUCGUCGUCACGUGGUUCGCAGAACUCCGAGCAACCGUCUCGUGCCACUCAACCAGCAGUGCGCACUUCUGGUGACGCUGGCGCGAAGGCUGACCGCAUCACAUCAUCGACCUCUUCAGGGACGAGGAAUGUGCUGGCCGCUUGCUCACAUCCUACCCCCCUGAUCGGUGGCCUCCACAGCAAUUCGGUGUUCAGAGCAUGGCCUACGCACACCUGCCACGCAGCGAGCGCAUCGGCAGGCCGAGGCGUUAGGGAGGCGUACAGAGGCCCAUCGACGGAUCUCGGCACUAGCGAGGAGGCGGGCAACAGCGAUGGUGAUGGGGUGGAAGAUAGCCUCGACGACGCACCGACGCCGUGGGAUCGAGAUGCACCCUAUCCUGACCCCGCUCUCUCCAUUUACGACGACGACGUGUACUCGAGCGCGUCCUCCGCGUCAACACCGCUGCUGCCUCCGCGCGGGCCGCUUCGGGAGCCACAACGGCAGGUGCACCGACAGCGAGAGACUCCCCUGCUGUCCUCCUCUUUGGCACACGUGAGCGAUACGGAGGACAAGGUGACGGCGCUGAAGUCGACGGCCAUCGCUCACGGAACAGAGUGUCGCCGAGCGGAAGCCGGAGAGGGCAGCUGCCGCCGCCGCGUGGCGCUGGAGUUGUCUUCCUCGAUAGCUUCGAUCAACGCGGCCCCGUCGGCGACGAUCUCGUCGAAGCUCCAACGUGGACACCACCCGGGCGAGAGACAAGAAGGAAAGCACGAGUCUGAUGAGGUGCUAAAGACUUACAGUCAGUACUUGCAACAGGGGCAGGAGGCCCAGGAUGAUGAUGUGCAGCCGCAGGCAUUGUAUAGAGCGCUUAGCAGCGAUUUCUUUGCUAGUAGGUCGUGCCCUCGCUGGGGCAGCGAAAGCACGCAGCCCUACGACGCGGAGGGGAGCCACAGCCGAGGCGACAUGGUGGAUGAGGUCGAGCAUGAGCCAAACACGAUAAGGAACGGCGGUGGUGGCGGUGGCGAAGACCGUGGAGACUUCGCCGCGUGGGCCCCGUUCUCGCUGCCGUCACGCGAAGCCUCCAUGCAGGCCGACGCCCUGAUUGGGUCCCCCGCGGCCGAGUCGCGUGAAGGUCGACCUUCUUCUGCCUCGUACUCAUCGACUAACGGGACGGCGGCGCCGACGACGGUGUCAACGGCAACAGCGGCCAAGAGACCAGAGUGUCAUGCAUCAGCUUCAUGGGGGCACUCGCACCUCUCCAUUCCAGCGGUGCUUUCGAGGCCGCCGAUUGAAUCUGGAGCAAAUCGGCCUUGGCGUCUCAAUGGACUGCACCGCAGCUCUGCCCUCCCCUUCCGUGCUGGCGACUCUGCCGUAGUGUCGCAGGAGGCUGGGAUCUACCCGCGACGACAGCGGGCGAUGGCAGCGGCGGAAGACAAUGCUGAGUGCGUGGCGGAAGCAGACAGCUUUGGCGCCGACGCGGAUGAAGAUGAGGAUGGCGGGUACUGCAGUUACGGAUGCGAAAGCGAUCUCAUCUACGUGUGA
Leishmania mexicana MHOM/GT/2001/U1103 is the source of this 5475-nucleotide messenger RNA. RefSeq lists its product as hypothetical. The record is from RefSeq and is a predicted model, not a curated record. NCBI's taxonomy places the organism in Eukaryota, Euglenozoa, Kinetoplastea, Trypanosomatida, Trypanosomatidae. Bases 1 to 5475 code for a protein of 1824 amino acids. The transcript has a single exon.